Caenorhabditis briggsae is the source of this 393-nucleotide messenger RNA. The coding region runs from base 1 to 393 and encodes 130 amino acids. The record is from RefSeq and is a predicted model, not a curated record. The transcript is spliced from 5 exons. NCBI's taxonomy places the organism in Eukaryota, Metazoa, Nematoda, Chromadorea, Rhabditida, Rhabditidae.
AUGGAAAGCUUCGACUUGUUUUACAUGUGCGCCGCAAUCAUUUUGAAAGUUUUGAGUAAAUCAAAGUUAUGCUAUGAAGACGUCGAUCAGAAGAAAGUAGAGAUGACAAUAUCCCAGGUUUCUUGCUCAAAGAGGUUCUCAUGGUCCAUGACAUGCUUCUCAACAAAAACUCCAACCCAACAGUUUGCACUCCAGGAUAUGUGGCACCUGAACUUCUCUGAGAAGUAUGGAGCUGAGAUUGACAUUUGGUCGGCUGGAAUCAUUAUGGCUGGGAAAUGUAUAGUAUACUGUAGAUUUUCAGUAAAUGGAGAAAGAAACAACCACGGAAAGACCCACCAAAAAGGGGAAACGCGAAAGGACACUGAUCCAUCCAACUGCAUAGCUACUCAAUAA